Molecule: messenger RNA, 1785 nt
Organism: Penicillium crustosum
Lineage: Eukaryota; Fungi; Ascomycota; Eurotiomycetes; Eurotiales; Aspergillaceae
Exons: 2
Coding region: 1-1785 (594 amino acids)
Source: RefSeq, a predicted model, not a curated record
AUGAAACAACGCGGGAAAGUCAAGCCACGACCGCAAUACGUGAGUGAUGGGCUACUCGAUGAUGUUCUCAAGCGCGUAUCGCCGUACCUUCGCCGAAACCCACCGGUAGACAUUCUGGACCUCUGGCCUGGAGGUGGCUUUUUGUCCUCUAAAGUCAAUACACUUCUGAAGCCACGCCGUCAUGUGCUUGUUGAACCAAACAUGCAUUUUCGCGAUCUUCUCACGCCACUCGUCGAGAGCAAGUCGUGUUAUAAACUCGUCCAGGAUCACAUCUAUGGGAAAACCGACUGGGCUGAUUUCUUCGCGGAUAAUCUUCCAGAACAAGGUCCUGGAGACCAAGCAAGCUCUGAGAUUAUCCCAAAGAAUGAUACACUCCUUGUCCUGGCUAAUCUGCCUGAUAGUUCCUCUGCGGCGAAUCAUUUUAAACCCAGCCGCUGGUUUCUCCACUUCUUGAAUAGUUGCUUAAGACAAACUGAUAUGAAUUUGUACGGGGCUGUACGAGUCCUUGCAACAAUGCCCUCCGCCGAUAUCCCGCAUAUGCUACCUCGGUCCGCUAUGGAGCGCGGACGAACUGGCGUAUUCGCCGAGACCAUAGGCUUACACACCAUAGAGCUCGCCAGUCCAGCUCAACCCGAACGCUCUCAUCACUGGCAGGGCUGGGAUUACAUAAACGACAACAGCAAGCUUGUGGCUACAAGAGCUGCAGAAAAUGACAUUAUCACACCACCCAACAGAAAGCUUCCCCCUGUGAAGCUGGUGCCAGAAAUCGCUCACCGCGGGAGAAAUAGCCAACCAUAUGAGCGUCGGGUUCAAACCCCGUUUCACGACAAGCUCCUCGAGGACGUCGAUGCAGCAGAUAAGCUGGGUAUCAAGUCGAGCCUCGACACCACAGACCCUAAAGCUAAAGAAUUAAUUCGAAAGCGUGGACUAGCAUUGACAAAACUUGUCAGGGAGAAUUCAGCAAGUCACUUCCGCCAAAAGCUUGCCAACAUAAUACUUGAGCUUGAUGAAGUCGGCUGGGCAUUUGCGCGUGCGGCUGCGGAUCCCCAGGAGAGUAUUGAGAGUUUGAAGGCUCUGGAAGAUCGUAUGGUAUCUCUCAAAUCGAGUUAUACCACUUUGUGCGCAAACCUUCACUUCGUCAUGUUGGACAAACAUGAUCAUAUAAUCGAUGAUCUCCGCUUGGCUAGACUCUCCAACCAUGUCGAUGAUGGCAAUUUGCUACAUGACCGACGACCCUUUGAACCUCUCUACAUCCACCCGGACGAGAUUUACCCUCGCGUGAGCGGAGAUGAGCGCUCAAUCAUAUAUUUCGAACCAAACCCCAACCCGCCCCUUCUGAAGAAGGUCUUUGACCUACCGACCUCAAUGGUCCAACUAGUUCUCGAUCGGCAUUUUUCACUGCUAGCCUUGAUGGGCUUCCGUGGUAAGAUGUCGGUCGCCGAAUUCCUUGAAUCCACUUUCCCGUUAGAGCCUAUCAAUAAUCAUGUGCGGGAUAUUCCAAGCCUUGCCUACUUCGCCGAAAGACGACUCAAGCCUGGAUAUGGGCCGAUGCCCUUGCCGGAUGGUUCGACGUCGGAUCCAGCAUUCACCUAUCAGGAGAAUGUGGACUAUGAUUUAAGUGGUGUUCGAAUCCGCACUCUUUCUGCACAAACCAUGGUGGAGAUUGCAAUCAAAUAUGAGAAGCUUUCGGAUAAGCUAUCUACCAUCGGGCUCAGCCGAGUUCUAGGCGGGUCAUUAACCCAGGCUCAAAUAGGGGAUGAUCUUGUUAAAACGAAGAUGAGAUAG